This is a messenger RNA of Sitodiplosis mosellana (orange wheat blossom midge), 446 nucleotides long. Its product is annotated as MICOS complex subunit Mic10-like. The record is from RefSeq and is a predicted model, not a curated record. The transcript is spliced from 2 exons. Gene Ontology annotation, cellular component: mitochondrial inner membrane; MICOS complex; mitochondrion. The coding region runs from base 124 to 348 and encodes 74 amino acids. NCBI's taxonomy places the organism in Eukaryota, Metazoa, Arthropoda, Insecta, Diptera, Cecidomyiidae.
CACAUUCUCAUAGAGCACCGCUAAUCUGUCAACGAGGUGCAGGCAAAAGAAAAACUCCACCGCAUAACAUUUUUUGUAUAAACCGAAUUUAAUUGUUUAAAAAUACAAAUAAAAUAAAAUACAAUGGCAUCUGUUACCGCAUUCUCCGAAGAUCAGUUCGGAAAGAAAUUGGAUCGGUGUAUCACAGAUACUUUGGUCAAAGCAGGUGGGGGUUUUUUAAUCGGUUCAGUGGUCUCAUUGCUAUUCUUCAAACGAAGAGCGUUCCCACUUUGGCUCGGCACCGGAUUCGGAUUUGGUUUUGGCUAUAGAAACUGCGAAACUGCACUCAACUCUAACGAAAAGUUCUAAUUGCAGAACACCAACAAGGAAAACUAAUUAAAAAAGAAAUGAAAAGAAAAUUGCAUAGGAAAAAUGAUGAAUAAAACCAUUUAAUUGAUAUAAGCAAA